AUGUCUUUGGAUAGAUUUAUACGACUUUCAGAUAGACUGGUCGAAUUUGAGGCAAAUUUGAAUGAUAAGCGGACCCAAUUAACGUCUAGGUUUGUCAUUGAGACCCAUAAAGACGAAGUCAAAGAUAUCUGGGAAAGAUUAAGGGCCUCAUAUGAAGAGUGCCUUUCCGACUUCGAAAUUGAGGCUGUCGAGGAGGCUCAGACUGAUGCUAAGACAUCUAAAGGAAACGAAGAUAUCGCUUCCGAGAUAGAGACCGUGAAGUUCAAAUUUAGGAAUGCUUUUGAUACAUACUGUCGCUGUGUUGCGCACUUAGGAGAAUUGCUUCAGGAGAUGCCCGCUCCUCGCACCGAUCCCACUUCAAUUCCAAUUCAACAACCAGGUUUUAAGCUUCCACCCUGUGAGGUCCCAGUCUUCGGCGGUGAUUAUCCAGCUUGGCCUACCUUCCGAGAUAUGUUCACCGCUAUAUGUAUUAAGAACCCAAGGCUCACCCCAGUUGAAAGAUUGUUCCAUCUCAAUCAACGAACGAAAGGGGAGCCAAAUGACAUCGUAAAAAAGGUGCCUUUGACUAACGAGAACUUUUCUAUUGCUUGGAAGAACCUGUGUGCCCGAUACGAGAACAAAAGAGUCUUAGUGAAUAUCCAACUAAAGACUCUCUUCAAUUUACCUUUGAUUCAGACCGAAACGGGUACUGCCCUGAAGAAUUUGCAAAGAGAUAUCAAUGGUUGCAUUUCUUUGUUGAAGCUCUAUGCUAUAGAUGUUGAGAGUUGGGACCCUAUUUUUGUCUUUAUAUGUUCUAAUCGGCUCCCAGAUGUUACUCUUACGCUCUGGGAGCAAUCUCUUCUUGAUAAGACGGUGAUACCAAGAUGGUCUGAUUUUGAUUUGUUUUUGACGAAUCGUCACCGAACACUUGAAUCUGUAUCGGAGAUCCGCAGAAAGGAGUCAGCUUGCUCCAGUCCAAGGCAAGUGUCCGAUAAGUCCAAUCCGAGAGAUGGUAACAAAGCCAUUAAGACGUUUCAGAAUAAGGUGACACUGUCGAACUGUCGACUGUGCACAGGUGAAAGCCACGUGAUUCGGAAAUGUCCUAAAUUUCUGGAGAUGACUCAGAAUCAGAGAUUGAAUGAGAUAAAGAGAAACAAUCUCUGCCUCAAUUGCUUCUCUAAAGUGCACUCCGUGAAAAAUUGCUCAAGCAAGUUUUCCUGUUACAAAUGUGGCAAACGCCACAAUACGCUACUUCAUCGGGAACAAGAUUCUACAAUUCCUACCCAAUCCAACUCGAAUAUUGCUUCCAAUCCUUCGCCAUCUCCGAACAAUACCAAUGCAGUCCAUAUACAGUCCACUAACACCGGAGGUGGAAUUAUACAGAGCUGCUUUUCCAGCCAGUCUAAGGCCGUUCUUCUUGGCACAGCUUUGGUCACGGUGUGCCACAAUGGUUUGCAGUACCUUGCUAGGGCUUUAGUGGAUUCAGGAUCUGAGGGCACCUUUGUUUCUGAGAAACUGUUCCAUAACCUGAAACUCCCGUUCAAACGGGCCUGUGCUGAGAUUUUAGGAUUGAACAAUACUACUUCCGCUUCCGUCCAAAGGGAAUGUUCAUUCGUAUUAGGUUCGAGUAAAGAUGAGAGUUUUCGAUUCACUGCGGCGGCACUUGUCGUACCUCAUUUGUCAGGGAGGCUUCCGUCAAGAACUAUUGACCCUGAAUCAAUUUCCGACUUGCCAGAUAUUCCGUUGGCUGAUCCUAGGUUCUAUGAGAGCUCGAAGAUUGAUAUUUUGAUAGGAGGUGAUAUAUUCCCCUUCAUUAUGCUUCCUGGCGUAAGGCAUGGAAUUUGCGGUUCAUUAUUGGCACAGGAAACAGUGUUUGGAUGGAUCCUUACAGGACCAGUUCCUGCGGAACCCAAACACAUAUCCAAGAUUGUUUCCUAUUUUUGCGAAAUCUCCUUAAAUGAGGAGAUUUCACGUUUCUGGGAGGUGGAGGACCUUCCUCGAAAGACAUUCCUAUCCCCUGCCGAUCAAUUUUGCGAGGAUUUGUACGUUGCAACGACUAAAAGGAACUGCGAAGGGAGGUAUAUAGUAACCCUUCCGUUCAGGGAAGAGUUCCAAAGGGAGACAGUUUUGGGUCCUUCCAGAAAUAGUGCCUUGGCACAGUUUCAUCGGAAUGAAGCCCGGCUUAUUCGAAAUCCACACUUCAAGGCAGAGUAUGACAAAGUCCUUUUAGAUUACAUUUCCUUAGGGCAUAUGACUGAGGUAUUUCCCCGAGACGAAUCUGAUUGUUCCAGACAUUAUUAUCUGCCACAUCACGCCGUAGUGAAACCGGAUAGUACGACUACGAAGGUCCGGGUAGUCUUCAAUGCUUCUUCUCCUACAUCUAGAGGUUCUAGUUUGAACGAGGUUUUACACGCUGGUCCUGUGCUGCAACAGGACCUCGUCGUGCUUAUACUGCGGUGGAGAUUUUAUCGCUACGUCUUUAAUGGAGACAUAACGAAAAUGUAUAGACAGAUUUUGGUCACUCCCGAGCAACGACCAUAUCAACGUAUACUAUUUCGGCAGAAUCCUGAUGGGCAUAUUCGAGAGUUCGAACUCAAUACUGUGACCUUUGGGGUCAAUUGCGCCCCUUUUUUGGCAAUUCGAACUAUUAGGCAAUUGGCAGACGAUAUACGUUCAUUAUACCCACUUGGGUCUGAAAUCCUACGAAAUUCCAUGUAUGUUGACGACGCUUUGGCGGGUGCCCACAGUAUUCAGGACGCUAUUGACUCCAGAAUCCAGUUAAUGAAGGCUUUGCAAUCGGCGGGGUUCUCUAUGAGAAAAUGGACCUCUAAUUCGAGAGAAAUCCUCUCAGAUCUUCCAUCUGAUCAGCUUCUUUAUGAAGAUUUCCUUGAGUUCGAUAAUCGCUCUACAACGAAGACGUUAGGGAUACGUUGGAAUGCAUCAUUGGAUGCAUUCUUCUUUACUGCAACGCCAUUUCCUAGCAACUGCAGGUAUACAAAGAGGGAAGUGCUUUCACAGAUCUCCAGGCUUUUUGAUCCGGCCGGCUGGCUUGCUCCAUGUGUUGUGACGGCCAAACUGAUAAUGCAGAACAUUUGGGCUGAAGGUACCAAAUGGGAUGACGAGAUUUCUCCAGAGUCAUUACCUAGAUGGAAGUCGUUUCAGCACGCCUAUCCCUCUAUUAAUAACAUACAGGUUCCAAGAUGGGUCGGUUUUAGUCCACAGUGUACCGUUCAGUUCCAUGGUUUCAGUGACGCUUCGGAAAAGGCGUACGCUGCUGCUAUCUAUGUCCGUAUAAGUGAUGGCCAGUCCAAUUUCGUCCAUUUAGUUUCAUGUAAAACUAAGGUGGCACCACUGAAGUCUAUCUCAAUUCCUAGACUCGAGCUAUGUGGGGCUACACUUUUAUCAGAAAUGCUGGAUCAUUUGAUUCCAGAGCUACCGAUUCAGAAUUAUACAAUUUUCUGCUGGACCGAUUCGACGAUUGUUUUGUCGUGGCUGGCAAAACCUCCAAGUUGUUGGUCUACAUUUGUAGCCAACAGAGUAUCGAAGAUCACUCAGGUCGUGAGCCCAUCAAACUGGUAUCAUGUGAGGUCAGAGCACAAUCCUGCUGACUUGGCAAGCCGCGGUGCCCACCCAGAGGAGAUUGCGACCAACCAGAUGUGGUGGCAUGGUCCUCCAUGGUUGAGUGACCCUGGGGAGAGCUGGCCAACUCUUGAAGAUUAUCCGAAGGACACGAUUGAAAUCGAAAGAAAGAGUGUGCAAGUGCAUUUUUCCUACUUCAGCCAAUUUGAAGAUGUCCUCGAAAGAUUUUCCUCAUUUGCAAGGGCAGUCCGAGUUAUGGCAUAUGUUUAUCGUUUUUUCUACCGCACUCAUCCAAAUUUUAGGUCUAGUUUCAACCGAAAGGACAAGAACAUAUACACUUCCGAGGUUAAACUAGUUCGAAAUCGACUUAUUUUGAUGACGCAGAAGGCCUUUUUCCCAAACGAAUAUCUAGCCCUAUCUUCUAAGAAACAGAUUCCUUCUGGAAGUUCCAUUUUGAAUUUGAAUCCAUUCCUUGAUGUGGAGGGCAUCAUAAGAAUAAGCGGUAGACUUGUCUCAUCUCCAGCUUUGUCCUAUGACGAGAAACACCCAAUCAUCCUUCCGUAUAAUUGUCAAUACUCUCGGUUGUUGGUGAAAUUCAUUCAUGAGAUUUCGAUUCACGGAGGUAAUCAACUAGUCCUUAGGCUUAUUCGUUCACAAUUCUGGAUUGUAAGAGCUAAGAACUUGAUAAAGACUACGAUCAAUAAGUGUAAGCCAUGCAUUGUGUACAAGCACAGACUUCAGGAGCAAAUAAUGUCCGCAUUGCCCCCCGAAAGAUCCGAAUUUUCUAGACCAUUCACCCACACAGGGGUGGAUUUUGCAGGACCCUUUGACAUAAAGUAUUAUGCCGGCCGAUCCUGCCGCAUUACUAAAGGGUACGCUUGCUUGUUCGUAUGCUUUUCUACGAAAGCAAUUCACCUCGAAGGAACAUCAGAUCUAUCCACUAAUACGUUCCUAGCUGCAUUUGACAGAUUUGUUUCCAGAAGAGGUUGUCCUCUCCACAUCCAUUCUGAUAACGGUACCAAUUUCGUGGGUGCCUCGAAAGUUAUUGCCAAGAAUUUCUUCCUGACCACCCAGCAAGCUGUCGAGUCCAACUAUGCCCAUCAGAAUAUUUCAUGGCAUUUUAUUCCACCUGGAGCCCCGCACAUGGGGGGACUAUGGGAAGCUGGGGUAAAAAGUUUCAAGUCCCACUUUCGUAAAAUGGCUGGGAAUUUCAAGCAUACAUUUGAAGAAUUUCAAACAUUACUCUCCAGAAUCGAGGCUUGCUUAAACUCCCGCCCAUUAUGUCCUCUAUCCGAAGAUCCAUCCAUUCUUUCCGCACUUACUCCGGGUCAUUUCUUGAUAGGGGCUCCUAUCUUAACGCCAAUAGAUCCAAAUAUUCAGGAAUCUCCUAGGUCACUUAUCAAUAGAUGGCAGCGUUUGAAAGUUAUUCACCAACACUUUUGUACUCGUUGGAAAGAGGAGUACCUCAAAGAGUUACAUAAACGAAAUAAGUGGAAAAAGCCCUCCGAAAACUUAAGUGAGAAUAUGUUGGUCGUAGUAAAAGAAGAAAAUAUGCCACCUAACGCCUGGCGAUUAGGAAGAGUCAUAAAAGUUCAUCCUGGCAAUGAUGGUCGCGUCCGUGUAGCCGACCUUUUAACAGAGAAAGGCGCUAUUACAAGACCAAUUACCAAACUCGUGGUUAUAAACAGCGAUCCAUCUUCCUGA
Molecule: messenger RNA, 5262 nt
Organism: Stomoxys calcitrans (stable fly)
Lineage: Eukaryota; Metazoa; Arthropoda; Insecta; Diptera; Muscidae
Exons: 1
Coding region: 1-5262 (1753 amino acids)
Biological process (GO): DNA integration
Molecular function (GO): nucleic acid binding
Source: RefSeq, a predicted model, not a curated record